Messenger RNA from Magnolia sinica, 1212 nucleotides. Its product is annotated as F-box protein At5g49610-like. Lineage: Eukaryota; Viridiplantae; Streptophyta; Magnoliopsida; Magnoliales; Magnoliaceae. Gene Ontology annotation, molecular function: protein binding. The coding region runs from base 1 to 1212 and encodes 403 amino acids. The record is from RefSeq and is a predicted model, not a curated record. The transcript has a single exon.
AUGGCACGUCCAGCUAAAAUCAAUAAACGCAAGUAUAUAAAGAAUAAGAACUCUAGAAGAAAGGCAGUCUUAUGGAAUUCUAUUUCUUUCGAAAAAGGGAAGUCUCUGUCAGAUUAUCCUGAAGAGAUAAUCUUCAAUAUCCUCGUUCGCAUUCCAGCUGCAUCUCUUAAUGACCUAAGGCGUGUAUGCAAGAACUGGUUAGAAGUAAUCUCUAGUUCUUAUUUCAUACAGUGCCACCUCGCUCGAGUCCAACCUUACCUCAUCGAAGGAACAACACUUUGGAAUAAUCCGAUUCGUUCGGUGGAUGUAAAAGAUUCUGAAAUAAGGGCACGAAAACUGGAUAUAGGUUGUCAUGGGAAUAUCUUAGCUACCUGUAACGGAUUGCUUUUGAUAGAAGCCAAUCAUCUAAAAGGCAUUUGUAUCUCCAAUCCAGCUACCAAGAAAUUGCUACGGCUUCCAAAAUGUUCUAAAUCUCCGUGUGACAACUACCAUCUUCUACAUGAUAUGGACUUCCGUUAUGCGCGACUUGACUUUUAUAGGUUUGGAUACGCUCCUUCCACUAAGGAAUAUAAAGUGAUUCACUUCUUCCACGAUGGUUUCCAUCAGUUGUGUGAGAUACUAACCUUAGGUUCGGAUUCAUGGAGAAGGAUUGAUAUCUCAUUUCUCGUUUUGCCAUUGAUAUUCAAUGAGCAACUAUCGCUGAAUGGGGUUUUGCACUGGUUGGUUGGUUAUCAUUAUAUAAUGUCUAUGGAUCUUGCCCAAGAGACGUUUCACCAAACGCCGAUUCCAUGUUGCAUCAGGCCAAGUUGUCGUACAUUUUCAAGGGAUGAAACUUUUUAUCGUCAUACAUUUUCAAAGGAUGAAACUUUUUAUCUUAAAGAGAUUAGAGGCUCUCCAUCUCUCAUUAACCGAAUAUCUGAUGUUGAAUUUGAGGUUUGGAUCUUAAAGGACUUUCAGAUAAAAGAGUGGAUAAAAUUGAGUAAUAUUGAUGCGACUGGAAGAGGCUUAAUGAAUCUUAUUCCUAUUCUAAGCUUGAGAAACGACGAGGUCAUAUUCAAGUCUCGUAGAAAGAGAAGCGGGCACUUGGUCUUGUCCACCUACGAUUUAAAACUCCAGACGAUGAUUCAGGUCAAACUAUAUUCAAGAGACCGUCAGAUUUUCUCUAUCAUGACUCACUUCGACACCCUAGUUUCUUUGAAGUUUCAAAAAUAA